Messenger RNA from Chelonia mydas (Green sea turtle), 1383 nucleotides. RefSeq names its product transmembrane p24 trafficking protein 6 (gene TMED6). Gene Ontology annotation, cellular component: COPII-coated ER to Golgi transport vesicle; endoplasmic reticulum; endoplasmic reticulum-Golgi intermediate compartment. NCBI's taxonomy places the organism in Eukaryota, Metazoa, Chordata, Testudines, Cheloniidae. The record is from RefSeq and is a predicted model, not a curated record. The transcript has 4 exons. Gene Ontology annotation, biological process: endoplasmic reticulum to Golgi vesicle-mediated transport; Golgi organization; intracellular protein transport. The coding region runs from base 197 to 970 and encodes 257 amino acids.
UGUUUCAGACUGUUAAACUCUAAUGAGGACAAACUGCGCAGCUGCCUAUGCAGGCCUGGUAAUUUCACUGAGAUUACCUUGAGGAGUUGAACUCCUUCCAAGUGCCCCUGAGGUUUGGAUAAGUGCAGCUGUGUUUGGCAAAAGCAGGGGAGUGAGGAGUGAAGUUAAUGAUUAUCCCCCUUGCAUCCUGGGACCCAUGCUCCUGCUCUGCCCCAGCCACAAGGCAGCCUCACAAGGCAGUAUGGUCUCGCUCUUUCCUUUGGCUGUGACUCUGGGGCUGCUUAGUCUGACAGGCCCUGCCAGGAGCCCGAAGACUGAGCCCCUGAGUGGCUCCAGUGAGCAGCCUCUCUUCCGUGGAGCUGAUCGCUAUGACUUCGCCAUUGUUGUCCCUGCGGGUGGCACCGAGUGCUUCUGGCAGUUUGCACAUCAGAGUGGCUACUUCUACUUCAGCUAUGAGGUACAACGAACUUCGGGAAUUGGACAUGACAGACACGUCUUGGCCACUGCAAACGAUCCCAAAGGCCUCCAAAUGGGCACUUCCCAGGAUGUACGAGGACAGAUGAACUUCCCAACCAAAGAGACAGGUUUUUACCAGCUGUGCUUGAGCAAUCGGCUCAACCAUUUCGGUUUCCUGCAGGUUUAUCUCAGCUUCGGUGUGUUCUAUGAAGGCUUUGACCUGCAAAACUUGCCAGACAUAGAAAGGAAGAAAAUUAAUGACACACUGGAGGCAAUUGAGGAGAGCACCCACAAGCUGCAGGCCCAUGUCUUCCACAUGUGGCGCUUUUAUAACUUUGCCCGGAUGAGGAAAGCAGCUGACUAUUUCAUCCUUCAGUCCAACUAUGACUAUGUGAACUGGUGGUCACUGGCUCAGAGCCUCGUCAUUGUCCUCUCGGGAGUCCUGCAGCUGUAUUUCCUGAAGCGGCUCUUCAAGGUGCAGCCCACUACUGCCACCAAUAAACCGAGGUGCUAAGGCCCCUAGCUUACACCAGUGCGGGACCCAUGCAGCAGGAAGGACCAAAGGGCAGGCCCGUAACACUGCAGAGCACACUGAACUCCAUCUCAUCCUCCUCUCCCCUUCCCCCCCCCCACCGCCUCCAUGGAAGAAUGGGAGAUCCUACGUGUGGAAGGAGCUGGGCUGUGGGAUUUUUCAGGUACAGAAUUCCCCGCAAUGCCCUAGUGUCCAGCUGGUGCUUUACCUUACCUUUGUUCUCUACUGGGCCUCUAGCACAAGACCCAUUUUUGGGGGAGGGAGAGGGGAUGGUUCACUGAAUUCAGUGCUGGGUGGGGCUAGUUUUGGCCUAAUCUACCCAAUGGUCUAAUAGUGAAAUGGCUUGAAAAGCUGUUCACAUAUUACAAAUAAAAUAAACAGUUCACACUGUGAAA